Molecule: messenger RNA, 1939 nt
Organism: Trematosphaeria pertusa
Lineage: Eukaryota; Fungi; Ascomycota; Dothideomycetes; Pleosporales; Trematosphaeriaceae
Product: MFS general substrate transporter
Exons: 4
Coding region: 179-1939 (586 amino acids)
Biological process (GO): transmembrane transport
Molecular function (GO): transmembrane transporter activity
Source: RefSeq, a predicted model, not a curated record
ACACUGAUCACCCCCAAUCCACGACCUUGCUUCUUCAUACUGUUCCAGCCCUGACAGAUAUGACAUAUCUUGGCUCUGUAGCAGGAUUUGAAAGCCGUGCUGCGGCUCCCGGAAUGCCUAAGUACCUCAGGUUCCCAGCACACAGCACUUCGGUUCGUCCUCCACAAUCGCUUGGACGAUGUCGCUCUACGAACCCUCGGUGCGGAGUAGCACUUGGUCGCUCAUUUCAAGGCGCGUCUCGCAGCGCUUCACCACGUUGGAAGGAUGGCGCGAAAUCGGGCUGGGCGUGUUUACCAUGGGCCAUAAUAUUCGCAUGUUCUCGAUCAGACACCAAUUCGACCCUGAGAGCUUUCGGAAAGAGGAGUUUACGUUUACCACGCCUCGAGAUGCGCCGCCGGUGCCGAGCAUCGCUUCUAUCGAGAAGUACCAGGACUCCGCUGGAGGCACGAUUGGGAAGGCGCCAUACCACGUAUUUACGUACGGAGAGAAAUGGCCGCUGGUGCUCAUCGUCGGAGCUGCUGCAAUCUUUCCUGGUCUGACAGCGACUAUCUACCUGCCGGCGUUGGAUAGGAUCGCACGGGACUUCAAUGUCUCUCUCGAAACAAUAAACCUCACCGUCACCUCCUUCCUCCUCGUCCAAGGAAUCGCGCCGCUCUUCUGGGGCCCACUCUCAGACACGCUCGGCCGACGCUCCGUCCUGGUCUACUCUUUCCUAAUCUACGUCGCUUCCAGUCUGACCCUCAGCUUCUCCCCAAACUUGCCCGUCCUUUUCGUCUUCCGGAGCCUGCAGGGCGUCGCCAUCGCCUCGACCAUAUCUGUCGGGUGCGCCGUCAUCCAGGACAUCUCGCCGCCGCCAGAGCGAGACCACUACUACAGCUUCUACUGGGGCGCCAAAAGCAGCAGCCUCGUCCUGGCGCCGAUCAUAGGCGGCCUGUUCUCCAACUUCCUCAGCUUCCGCUCCAUCUUCGUGUUUCUGUUCGGCAUGUCAGUCGCCGUCUUCAUAUUCAUCCUGCUCUUCCUGCCGGAAACGCUGCGGAGCGUCGCGGGCAACGGCACCUUGCCGCUCGCUGGGAUGGAUCGGCCGCUGAUCUGGAGGCUGAAGGUUUUCGGCAAGCCGGCACAUGAGAAAGAGGAGCUGCUGCCUGGUGUCCGGCCGAAGUUGGCGCUCAGGAAGUUUGUGGAGCCGUUCCGUCCGCUGAAGGAGAAGGAUAUCAUCGUCAGCCUCGUCUUCAGCGGCGUUAUAUUCGCCAUCUGGAUGGUGGUUACCGUGAGCACGGUGGGGCUGUUCAAGGAGACGUUUGGAUUGAACGAGGCAUUCCUGGGCCUGGUCUUCCUCCCGAACGCUCUCGGAACGAUCGUCGGCUCCACAGUCAUCGGAAACAUUCUAGCCCAAGACUUCCAAACCGCCUGCUCAGCCUACAAAGCAGCCCACUCUCUCCCCCCGUCGGCCGUCGUCUCCCGCCACCCAUUGCCAGCGGACUUCCCGCUGGAACACACGCGGCUCGUCCGCCUCCCCGGACUCACAGUGAUCUUCGUCAUCGCGCUCUCCUUCUACGGCUUCACGCUGUACUACCCCUCAUUAUACUCGCUCGGCGGCUGGAUCGUGCUCCCGCUCCUCCUGCAAUUCCUCAUUUCGGUAAUGGCGCACGCCAUCUGCGGCAUUCACCAGACGCUAAUCCUGGACCUGUGGCCGACGGACAGCAGCGCCGCGGGCGCGCUCAGCAACCUCUCGCGAUGCGUGCUCGCUGGCGUCGGAGUGGCGGUGGUGCAGAAGAUGCUGGACUGGAUCGAGGUGGCGCCGACGUUCCUGGCUUUGGCGAUGGCGGUCAUGGUGCUGGUCCCGCUGCCGGUGGUGCAGUGGUACUGGGGCGGAGACUGGAGGAGGGCGCGGGACGCACGGGCUUCCGCUGACGCUGUAGAGCAGCUUGAAAAAGUCUAA